AUGCUACGCUCAUUAAUUUCAAAACAACCAUCUUUCUGGAAAACAUGGCGGCAACUUGUCACUGGCCUUUGCCUCAAACUAUAUUCCUUGACUCUCUAUGCCCUCCGCCUCAACGUAUCACACCCGAAUGCAAACUCGACCGAGCUGGUCACGCUACCCGCCGCAUCUUUCCCGGGCUCGACUGCCCUCUUUUUCCGUCUCCAUCCAGGCAUCAUUCUGAAAGCCCCUGUCAAGGUAGGCGAAGAUGAUAUUUUGCGAAAGCGAGACAAUGUGGAUCAAUACUUUAGCAUCGAAGAGCAGAUCCUUAGCAGGCUCGGUAAACAUCCGAGGAUUGUCAGACUUCUAGGCUCACGAACCGAAUUCCUGACUGGGCUGCUCUUUGCGGAGGCCAGUCACGGAAAUCUCCAGUCUUUCUUGCAUCAGCAUGGCAACGAAAUUGCACCCAGCCUUCGCCAUCGAUGGUUUAUUCAGGCGAUUGAUUCUAUCGUGUUUAUCCACAGCAAGGGUGUGAUACACAGCGAUCUUAGACCUGAAAACUUCCUCGUCUAUGGCACAUUGCCCUUAUCACUCGACUUGUGCCUCUGCGACUUUGGCGGAUCAACCUGCGAGGACCUCCAGCUUUCCGGCGGAAAACUUCCCAACUCUGGCUUUUUUAACCCGAACGAUGCCUGGGAAGCGACCUAUACCGUUGAUAUUUUCGCCCUUGGAUCUGUCCUGUAUACCAUCAUUACGGGUCGGUGGCCGUUUCGUGCAACCACUGGCCAAUUUACUUCCGUGGAAGAAAUGGAGGAAUACGAUGCAUAUGUAGAUGGCCGCAUUGCUGAUGGCAUUUUCCCCGAAGUUGAGGGACUUUUCGGCGGUGAGAUUAUUCGGGGGUGUUGGACAAACAAAUUCUCUCGCGCCGCGGAUAUUAUGGCAAGUGCUUACCAGUUACAAAUCAAGUACUAG
Metarhizium brunneum ARSEF 3297 is the source of this 948-nucleotide messenger RNA. It is a transcript of the gene PKH2, whose product is annotated as Serine/threonine-protein kinase PKH2. Gene Ontology annotation, cellular component: cytoplasm; nucleus. Gene Ontology annotation, biological process: mitotic DNA damage checkpoint signaling; protein phosphorylation. NCBI's taxonomy places the organism in Eukaryota, Fungi, Ascomycota, Sordariomycetes, Hypocreales, Clavicipitaceae. The record is from RefSeq and is a predicted model, not a curated record. Gene Ontology annotation, molecular function: ATP binding; protein serine/threonine kinase activity.